This is a messenger RNA of Xyrauchen texanus (razorback sucker), 2607 nucleotides long. RefSeq names its product piggyBac transposable element-derived protein 4-like. The record is from RefSeq and is a predicted model, not a curated record. NCBI's taxonomy places the organism in Eukaryota, Metazoa, Chordata, Actinopteri, Cypriniformes, Catostomidae. The transcript has 3 exons. Bases 78 to 2021 code for a protein of 647 amino acids.
AGCUGGCUAACCAUUGCUAAGUGUUUUGUGCGUGGUUUUGAGACUGUUGAUACUUUUGAAACUUUUGAAGGUGAAUUAUGUCGAAACGGACGAGGAAAGCAGAAGACUCGCUCCAAGAAGUGAUGGAGGAAUAUACUCGACGUGAAAGCGAUGAGUCUGGAGAUGAAGAUUCAGAAGUAAACAGUGAUGAAUCAUAUAUUGACUCCGAGCUAGAGUCAAUGGUUCUGGAGAGAGGAGACAUUACUCCUAAAAAGCAAUUACCUGAUGUAGAAUCGGAUAGUGAUUGGGAGCCGGAUACUUCUAGCCCACUCAACAAGCGGCCACAUAGAGUGAAGCGGCAGGACAGCACCUCAUCAAGAGAGGAGCCCCAUCUUCCAUCUCCCCAGAAAGGUUGCAGCGGGAGAAGCCCAAGUGGCAGAGGAUGGGGAAAAGGGAGAGGUGCCGGCAGCAGCAGUCAAGCUGGGAUGUCAACAAGCACAUCUGGAGAGAGAUGGAAUGAUGUUGACGUUCCAGACAUAACACCACCACAGCCCACCUUUAGACCCAACAAUUCACCAGGGCCACAGCUCAUACGAUCAGCUACGUACACAGCCAUGCAGCUUUUCCAGCUCUUUUUUACUAACUCUAUUUUACAGACUAUAAUUCAAAACACCAAUGAGUUUGGCUCGAUUCGCCAAUCAACACCCACCAAACCGUGGAUUGACAUAACAUUGCAGGACAUGUUUACGUACAUGUCCAUGGUCAUCUACAUGGGUGUAGUCAAAUGCUCUGCACUUACUGAUUACUGGCGAGGAAGUAAACUGUACAGCUUGCCGUUCCCAAAACGGGUAAUGACCGGUAAGAAGUUCCUCACAAUCUGCCGGUCCCUUCACCUCAGUAGCUUUGUGGAUGAUGCUGCUAACGAGCAAAGGAGAGGCACAGCAGCCUUUGAUCGUCUUAGCAAAAUAAAGCCACUCUACCGGGAGAUUAGAGAUGCCUGCAAAAGAAACUAUCACCCUGGCCAGGAAAUUGCCAUUGAUGAGCGAAUGGUUGCCUCCAAAGCCCGCAUUGGGAUCAAACAGUAUAUGAAAAAUAAGCCUGUUCGCUGGGGGUAUAAACUCUUCGUUCUGGCGGACUCCAGGAACGGUUACACAUGGGACUUUUUUGUCUACGAGGGAAGGCUCCAGAGAAACAGUGGCAAGGGGCUCAGUUAUGAGUCUGUGAUGGAGCUAAUUAACACACGGGAGCUCGGCACCGGAUACAAGCUCUUUGUUGACAAUUUUUACACAAGUCCCACCCUUUUCCGCGACCUCCUUCAGAAGAGGAUCUGGGCAUGCGGAACCAUCCGCUCAAACGUAAUUGGAUUCCCGAAAACCAAAGUCAACAGCCUGGAAUCAAAAUCUCCCCGCGGCAGCAUACGCUGGAUCAGGAACGACUCCCUCCUCUUUGUCCAGUGGCGAGACACAAGGGACGUCUUCAUGUGUUCAACACUCCACACGGCACAUGCGGAGGACACCGUGAAAAGGAGGGUCAAAGAUGCAGAUCAGCACUGGACGUUGAAGGACAUCCCAGUUCCACCAGCGGUAAAGGAGUACAACCAGAGCAUGGGUGGAGUGGACCUUUCUGAUGCCCUGAUAGGGUACUAUAAAGUCCUCCACAAGACACAGAUGUGGUACAAGACGUUCUUUUAUCAUUUCAUGGACAUCGCAAUUGUGAACGCCUUCCUCCUCUACAAAGACAUAGUAAAAGGUAAAGGACAGGUACCUAUGCACCAGAAGGCAUUCAGAGAGACCCUUGCUGAGGAGCUGGCAGAGUUUGGGUCUCACUCCACAGCCAUACCAAAAUAUCCUUCUCCAUUGUGCCGCAGUUCCUCAGCACAUCACAGGCCAGUGUAUAUCAAUGGAAACAGCACUAAUGGUCGGCUGAGAUGCAGGCAGUGCCAAGCAAAGACACCAGUGAAGUGCUCCUCCUGUGAUGUGCCUUUGUGCUUUGUCCCCAAACGUGACUGCUACAAUGACUGGCAUGUUGCCAAAAACCUGUAAAAGGUAUACUUGUAGUAGUAGUAGUAGUAGUAGUAGUCCUUUAUUGUCACAUAGUAAACCAGUGAAAUUGGCCAUCGACCAUUGUAUGUACAUAUGUUGUGUAAAAAAGUAUAUAGUUUGUUGUGUAUUUCUUUUAUAAAAUAAUUUUCCACCAUAGCGCUUGUUUUGUUUAAAGUUUAGUUUCAAGAAGGGGAAAAAAAGCACUCUUUUGUGUUUGUGCCUCAGUUCCUCUGUGUCAUCAAUACUAAUAGUUGAUCUGGAUAUGGGAUAUGAUAGCUCUAAGUGUCAGCUUUCUUUGAAGCCCAAAAUUAUGACUGUACAUUUAAGCGUUCAAAAGUAGUAGUCUUUUUAUCGUAGGUAUGGUAGUUAUCAUGGUUACCAAGGGUCGUUUGGAGUAUCCAAAAGGCAUUUUUGGAAAACGCCUGGACAUACCCUUAGAAAAACAUGUGUAAAAUAUUCAUUUUCUGUGGUAUUUUUUAUCAAAUUUGAACUUGGACUAGGUAAGGCAUCAUGCUGUGUUCCCAUUGUGUUUUCCAGCUAAUAGCCCCCAGUUAUAGUCAUCUGCAGGCAUCUGUACACAAAUAAA